GCUAAAGUCUCUUACAGAAGAAGCUCACUAUAGACUAGGAAAGAAGAAAGAAGGGAAAGGAAAAUUACAAGGGAGCAAUUGCAUCAUCUAACGCGGCAGUAUGCUUGCUCUAGAGGUCGGAGAAGGAGGAUUCUGGAUUCACGGUUCACCAAUCAACAACGCAAUUAUCAAUUUGUUGCUGAAUUAAAUUUUUAUUAUUGAAUAAGAAAAUAAACUCUCACUACCGCUACCUGUCAGACCAGACUGCCACUGUAUAUUCAUUCAAAUUCCCGGAACCGACUAAAAAUWUUCUCCCCCUCCUCUCUCUCUUCCUGAUGAAAAUUUGUUAGGGGCUUUUAAUGGCGGAAAUGUAGCGGUGAAAUUAGAGUGGAGACUCAGUUUCAGAAACUAGGGUUUGCGAUACUUGGACGAAAUGCCCAUUACAAGGUACCAGAUAAGAAACGAGUACAGCUUAGCCGAUCCGGAGCUGUACAGAGCUGCCGAUAAAGAUGAUCCCGAAGCGCUACUUGAAGGCGUCGCCAUGGCCGGACUCGUCGGCGUCUUGCGUCAGCUUGGAGACCUCGCCGAGUUUGCCGCAGAGAUAUUCCAUGACUUACACGAAGAAGUAUUGGCUACUGCUGCUAGAGGCCAUGGGCUGAUGGUUCGUGUUCAACAGCUUGAGGCAGAAGUUCCAUCAAUUGAGAAAGCAUUUCUUUCCCGAACUAGUCAUUCACAAUUCAUCUACAAUAGAGGUGUUGACUGGCAUCCUAAUCUUCGAAUGGACCAAAAUCUGGUUAGUAGGGGAGAUUUACCUCGAUUUGUAAUGGACUCCUACGAAGAAUGCCGGGGUCCACCUCGGUUAUUCUUGCUGGACAAGUUUGAUAUUGCUGGUGCUGGAGCAUGUUUAAAGCGAUUCUCUGAUCCAUCAUUCUUCAAAGCAGAAUUAACCUCUUCUGAGUCCAAAAAAGCAGAAAUUCAAAGGGAUAAGAGAGCUCGAAAGGUCAAGAAAAAAGGAUCACGCUGGAGGAAUGGAGAGACCCCAGAGGCUCUCCCAGUACCCCAUACCAAAUUGCAUCAAUUACUUUUGGAGGAGCGUAGACAGACUGAAAAUAAUGCUCCUGGACAUCGUGCAAAGUUGAAGAAGAGGCAGUCAAACCAAUUUCCUUUUGGUUCAACAACCGGGAAAAGUUACAUGGAGAAAUUUGUGGAGAUGCAUUCACCUGAGUGCAAAAUUGUCUGUGAAAGUUCUUUAACUUACACUAACCUGCAGAUGGCAUCAAAAGAGACUAGUGAGUUGGUUCCUGAAAUACAUGAAAUUGGUACUGCAGAUCCUCCUUACAAAUUAUUGCAAGGAAAGAGAAGCUUGGUUAUGUCUCAUAUUAAACAAGAAAAAGAGCUAGAACCAUCCAUGAAGGAGUUGCAUGAGGAUGCUGUUGAGAGAGGAAUCUUGAAGAAGCUGCCUGAACCAAUUACCUACACUGAGAUAGAGAAAAUUCCAUACACCUUUUAUAAACCUCAAGAUCAAAAGGAAUCAUCAGAGAAUGAAAAAGAACCUGUGGUUGAUAUGGGAAGAAAAUUAGAAGCCAUUGGUGAUGGAUAUCGAUCUGAUGACAUUCUGUACACCUUUUAUAAACCUCAAGAUCAUAAGGAAUCAUCAGAGAAUGAAAAGGAACAUGUGGUUGAUAUGGGAGAAAAAUUAGAAGCGAAUGGUGAUGGAUAUCGAUCUGAUGACAUCACCAGUGAGGUGGAUAAUUAUAUGGAUGCCCUUGCUACCAUGGAAUCAGAAAUGGAAACUGAUACUGAGAGUAAAACUAAGAAGGAGAGAGGCAUUUUCAGCAUUGAAAGGCAGGGAAUAGAUUCUGAUACUAAUGAGGAACAACUAGAGCUCCAAAAUCAGUUUCUGGACUCCCAUUCUGUUGGAGAAUCCAGUUCUUCAGAUAAUGGGAAAACUUCAUUCAGAAAGGGAAGAUCAAGCUUUUCCAAUUUAGAUACUUUAAGCACUUCUGCUAACAAUGCUCCAUCAGAUGGCGAUGUGGCAGCCAAAGUGUAUCCAUCUAUUGAUACCUGCCUGGGUGAACGUGCAGAUGUGUCUUCCAAAAUGUUCUCUGUUGAUGGGGAUAGUUUAGCAAUUGAAUCCUCAGAAAAUGUGAUCCGCAAUGGUUCUUGCAAUGAAGUAUCUGAGGUCCCAAGUUACAAAUCUGAGUUCAGUCAAAGAUCUAGUUCCUCUGUCACAGAUCAGUCCCAAUUAAGCAUCAAUUUGGGUGAACUUCAUUUGCAGCAGCCAGAAUUGGAUGAGAUCUCCUAUGACUCUCUAAAAGCUGGUACUAAGGGCUCAUCUAUUGAUACAUUCCUGGCUGGACUUGCAGAUGUAUCUUCUAAAAAGCAUGGGAAUGAUUUAGAAAUUAAAUCCUCAGAAAACAUGAUCCUUAAUGGUUCUUGCAAUGAAUUAUCAGAUGUCCCAAGUUACAAACCUGAGUUCGGUCAAGCAUCUAGUUCCUCUGUCACAGAUUCAGCUUCUAUUUCGUCCCAUUUAAGCAUCAAUUUGACUGAGCUUCAUUUGCAGGGACCAGAAUCAGACGAGAUCUCCUCCGACUGUCUGAAAGCUGGUACCAAGGGUUCAUCUUCAACUAUUGAAGAUGACAGGAAAAAUUCAAUUAUGGAUUUAUCUUGUCCAACAAAUGUCUCAGAUCUCUCUUCCGAGGUGAGAGAUAGUUUUCUUCAUUUGGGGUCUGCCAAAGGCGAGCCUGUGGAGGAACUUGAUGGUGUGAAAAAUGAUUUUCUCCAUUCAGUGUCUGACAAAAAACAACUUAUGGAAGAAUUGGAUGGUGGGGCCCUUGGUAGAUCUCCAGCUGCUUCACUGAAUCUGUCUUACAUUUCAAACCUGGCUCCUGAAAGGGAAGACAAUGGCACUUCUUUUGAAGAAGUGCAUCCUACAGGGUAUCCUGAAGAUGGUUCCACUGAGAACCUUGAUUCACAAAAUUCUGUUAUUUUGCCUACAGAAGAACAGGUCCAUGACUUGGUAGGACAUGACUUGGAAGCUAAUAUAGAUACUGUACAACCUGAAUAUUUACCUUGUACCACCUGUGAUGAUCUAGAAGACGUUAAUCCUGAAAGUAAGGUUGUGGAAACAGAUACUGUUGUUCUAUUAACAGGAAAAAACUCAAGAUAUUGUGAAGACAGUUCUGCUGGAAGCUCUGAUUCACCAUAUGCAGUUUUGCCUACAGAAGAACAUUUUGAAGGCUUGUCGGGAGGAGAUGUAGAAGCUUCUGCAUGUUCAGCACCACUUGAGCAUGCUUGUACUACACUUGAACAUUUACCUGCUUCUAUUGCUGCAGGUUCUGUGGAAAUUGCAGAGUCUGAUGUGGAUAGAGUUACCUUGUCAACAGCAGUGAACUCAGAAUACUUGAAACCAGAAUUGUAUAUUCUGAGUGAUGCAGAGUCUGAUAUUCCAAGAAUUGGUCAUUUUGUUGAAGAUGAUGUUCUAGAAAGGAAAAUUAAGGUUCCACCACUGGAAUUGGUUCAGGAAGCUGAUGGCAAAGACCAUUCUGAAGUGAAAAUGAAUUCCAACAAUCUUGAAGAACAGCCUAGUACAUGUGAUAUCAUGUUGAAAGAUGAAGCUAGACUUGAUGUUCCAGGAAGUACAGAUUGGGUUCCAUCAGUUGAAUCAGAUCAGGAAAAAUAUGGCAAUGAGCAUUCUUAUGUGAAAACAUCUUCCAACAAUCUGGAAUUACUAUCCGAUACAUCUGAUAUUAGGAUAAAAGAUGAACCAAGAAGUGGUAUGGUCCAUUUGAGUCCCUGUGAUUCAAUGGGAAUCUCUGCUCUUUGUCUUGGAAUUCCAUCCAUAUGUGACGUGCCUAGUUCUCCAAAGCCAGCAUUGAAUGAAACUCAUUUAGAUGAUUUAACAACUGAAACAGUUCAUGCGGAAACUGAUGGUUAUGAUGAUGCUGAUAAAGAUGAUGCAGUAAGUGAAGCUGUUCAUGCAGACAUUAAUGAUUAUGAUGAUGAUGAUGUGCACCCAAAUCUGAUAGGUUCUCCUUCCAGUAACCAGAUAAAGUUGCAAGAAGAAUAUAUUUGCAAUGGGAAUUCAGAACAAUCCGAAUUGGAAGUAACUGAGGCCUGUGGUACAAAACAUAUUUUAGAACCAGAUGAUCAAAAGGAAGUGAAUCAACUAGAAAUUAUCACCGAGGAUUUGAAGUUUGAACACUGUAGAAUGGAGUUUCAUGAUACUUACAGUUCUGAAUUAACUGCCAGUGCUCAUGAUUCAUUGAAGUCGAAUAAUCUUUCUUCCACUUCGGAAUCACUUGAUGUUCAUGAUCAUGCACUGCUGGUUGAACAUGCCACAAGCAAUUUGUAUCUCAAUGAUGGCCUCUGUGCUCCCACACCUUCCAACAAAACCAAUCAAGAAUGUGAACCAAAACCAACCAACCAGAGAAAUCUUUCUGAAAGUGCAGAAGAUGUUAUCCCUUCAUCUACUAGUUUGCUUCCAGAGGGGGGAAUUCCUUCAGAACAAGUAUUGGAAUUACAAGUUGAUAAACCCAGUAUAGACUCUUCGCAUGAUGGAGAGAAUUCCAGAUCAUCUUAUCUUCAGUGUGAACAAACACAAUCUCCAAAUCAUAUUGAUUACAAUGGCUGCUUUACUGUUCCAUCUGAGUCCUCUUCUGUGGAUUCUUUCAAUCAAUAUACUGAGCCGGUACUCUCACCGCAACCUACUACUCAAAAUUUUAAUAUGUCUAAGCAAGCCAUGGACCCAUUGGAUUCAAUACUUCCUAGCUUUGGCAUGUUUGUUGAAGCAACCCAUCAAAAAUUGUUGCAACAACAUCCAAGUGGACCAGCAAUGGAUUUUCCAGUUCCAGAUCCGAAUGCACUACAAUCCAAGUUGGAGAUGCCACCAUUACCACCUCUUCCUCCUAUACAGUGGAGGAUGGGUAAAUAUCGAAAUAGCCCCCUAACUUUGGAGGGAGCAAUGAUACAAUCUAGUUUCAACCCAUUCUUGACACCUAUAGCAGCCACAUCUGAAGAGCAGGCUAAUGAGGGUUUCCCAACACUUAGGGAGGGGUUAACACUGCCUUCCAACCCUUUCUUAUCAUCUCCAGUGAAUGAAGAUGAGAAACCUCAACAUGGUGAUGAAAUGUCUGGAGGAGAAAUAGUACAGUCUAGUCUGAAUCCAUUCUCAUCACAACUAGUGACUGUAGAUGAUGAAAAUAGUAAACAUGGUUUCCAAACCUUUGAACAGAAAAUGUCAAAUCUUAACCCAUUCUUACCAUUACCAUCCCCAGAUGAUGAGAAGCCACAACAUAGUCUUGCUUUAGGGGGAGAACUUGGGCAGCCUAGUUUGAACCCAUUCACCUCACCAUCACCCAUCGAAGAUGUGAAUUCUGGACAUGCUUGUAUCUCUUUACAGGGGGAACCAACGGAGCCCCUGAAGCUGCUGGUAGCAAAACAAAAUAUAGAAGAUGAGAUGCCUCAACAAAGUUCUCUGUCUCCAGGGAGAGCAUCACUGCAUCUAGAUUCAUCUGUACUGCCAGUGACCAUACCAGAUGAGAAGCCUCAGCAUGGUUCAUUUAGUUUGGAGGGAGAAAUGACAUGGCCAGUGAGCACAUCCACACAGCUCCCGAAAGUAGGGGAUGGGAAGGUAAAUGGAAAACUAAUGGAGCCCCUGAACUUAUCAGCAGCAAAACCAAAUAUAGAAGAUGAGAUGCUUCAACAAAAUUCCCUGUCUCCAGGGCGAGGAGCAUCACAAAAUCUGGAUUCAUCUGUACUGCCAAUGGCUUCAGAUGUGGAGAAGCUCCAUAAUGGUUCAUUUAGUUCAGAGGGAGAGAUGAUGUGGCCAAUGAGCACAUCUGCACAACUCCCUAAUUUAGAAGAUUGGAGGAUAAAUGGAAAGCCUUGGAGACAACCUCGGCCUAGAAACCCUCUCAUUGAAGCUGUUGCCUCUCAUGACAAAAGCAUGUUAAGAAAGGUGACAGAACGGGUUCGGUCUCUGAUUGAACCAAAGAAGGAUGAAAGAGAUUCAUUACUAGAACAGAUAAGGACUAAGUCAUUUAACCUAAAGCCUGCAGUCACAACAAAACCCAGCAUUCAGGGUCCCAAAACCAAUUUGAACGUUGCUGCCAUUUUGGAGAAAGCAAAUGCAAUUCGCCAGGCAUUAGCUGGGAGUGAUGAAGAUGAUGAUGAUUGGAGUGAUUCUUGAAAACCAUUCGUUUUCUGGGAACAUUGAAACUGCCAUGGUACUUAUCAAUAGCCCAUCAUCAAGCUCUCCCUCCGAAUUAGAGGAUGGAAGGGACCAGGUGUAUCCAUGUGUAAUAUAAUUUUUUUUUUCUCGUCUUUGAAAAUGUAUUCAAUAGUUGAGGUUGUAUUUUACCCACAAAAAGAUCUGUGGGAUCAAAUGAUGUAUUCGUAUGAACUCCGAGUCUCAGCGUGUAAGCGCUAUUUCAACGUCCAUACAUAGUACAUAGCUAUCCAAAGCUUGUUAAUUGUUAUCAGUGGCAUUCUUUUGCAUCCAA
This is a messenger RNA of Nelumbo nucifera (sacred lotus), 6482 nucleotides long. RefSeq lists its product as uncharacterized. NCBI's taxonomy places the organism in Eukaryota, Viridiplantae, Streptophyta, Magnoliopsida, Proteales, Nelumbonaceae. Gene Ontology annotation, molecular function: Arp2/3 complex binding; protein kinase A regulatory subunit binding; actin binding. Gene Ontology annotation, biological process: actin cytoskeleton organization; positive regulation of Arp2/3 complex-mediated actin nucleation. The record is from RefSeq and is a predicted model, not a curated record. Gene Ontology annotation, cellular component: cytoskeleton.